AAGAGAUCACACGCUGGGACACACGCGAAGUGUUUAUUCGGAGGCUCUGAAGGCGAGCCCGUAAGAAACAUCAUACACAGUACAUUUAUGGUGGUCUUUUCAAUACCUAAAUAUGUAAAUGGUAGAGACAUUAUACAGAUCAUCCAUUUUCUAUCUAAUUACUAUCAUACCUACUUGCUUCAGAUCAACCCCUUUCUAUCUACUUACUACGGAUCAACAUCUCUUCCUACUUACUCCAGAUAAAGUUACCCUUGAGGCAUGGGCACCGGUGGUCCUCAGCCGGCUUACCAGGUCACACCAGGGGAUCUCCAGCUCGAGGCGGUGCCACUGGACAUCGAAGAUCCCGAGGUGAAGCUUAAGAAAUAGGUUUUUAGUGGUUACAACCGGUUGUAAUAAUGACCAAGAGGCUGUGAUAUCAUAACUAACUGUUAAAAGAGGGUUGGGGUUGUUGGAUAAAAGUGCAAAUAUUUCAGUUGUUGAAAUGAGAUACAUAUUUAUACCGUGUAAAAGAGAUCACGUGACGAAGUUUUCCCAUUGUGUGUGCUGCUCAAAUAUCUCUCUGCUCGUAUUUUUUUGGUUGAAAAUAUUUUUGAUAACUUUAAAAUAAAAUCGUCGUUAACUUGAAAACAGCUCUCAUUAGUUAUUUUGGAAACAGCUCUUACUAGUAGCUUGGGAGCAGCUCUUUUUAAUUAUUUGAAAGCAGCUCUUAUUAAUGACUUGGAAACAGCUCUUAUAAGUUGUGGGUGACUGUUGCCCCGUUUAGCCGGGUAAAAAAAAAAAACGAAAACUUAAGAGUAUAGCUCAAAGAAAUCCUAUAUAAUCUAUGACCAAUCAUUCUGGCAUUUGAUGUCCACAGGCACUCGUCUACAUCCUUUCUGCGCCUUUCGAUGACUUCGAGGUGGAAGAGAAUUCUGGAGAUGACGAGAGAGUUGCCGAGCCGGAAGAGCCUUUGAGCCAAGAGGGGCCGAUGGAUGAGUGCUCGGAGUUCAACAGUAACAACAACGCCGAGAAUCAGUCGAUAGUAGGUGCUGAUCAGUGUGAUGUGGUCAAUAGUGUUCUUGUCAGGGAUCGGUAUGCCGUUGAAGAGGCUGCUCGUGAAACUGUGUAAGAAAUUCAUUUUCGGAUCUUGCCCGAAUGACAUCAGAGAAUCCUUGUGCUUAAUCAAGAAAUUGCUUAUUUGAUAUUAGGUGCACAAUCGAUCCUUGCUUAAAGGUGGUUUAAAUAUAGAUCGUUAUAAGCAUUUCAUGGAAAUAAAGAUGAAACAACAAUAUUAGGUAUUUAAACAAACACUUUAUGUAGCAGAAAUAAUACUUGGGACAAGAAGACACGUUCUAUUUACAGGACAUUAGAUAAAAUACAGGUAUUAUUGACAGGACAUUAGAUAAAACACAUGUACUAUUAACAGGACAUUGGACAAAAACACAUCUUACUAUAUGGGAUUUGUCAAAAAGACACUCAUGUCCCACAGGACUGUGGACAAAAUGACAUUGGAUUUUCAUAGUUAUAAAUGAACGUGACAAAACCUAUUGCUACCAUUUCUUCCAGUCCUCUAAAUUGUAUUUGAUUUUUUUCAUCUUUAGCUUGAGAAUCACCCAAAGUCACGUAGUGGUGGGCCGGUGGACUUUACAAGGCAUCAUCACCAAAUUACAAGGUGUAGCAUCAUCUCCGGUAUCGUGUUCAAAAGAUAACACUCGUCCAGUGUUUGAUGUCGCUGCAUAAACCUUAAAAUUGAAAAAAAAAAACUGACAUUGGCUGACACUCGUUUGUUGCAUAUUGACAUUGGCUGACACUCGUUUGUUGCAUACUGACAUUGCCUGACACUCGUUUGUUGCUUACUGACAUUGGCUGACACUCGUUUGUUGCAUACUGACAUUGGCUGACACUCGUUUGUUGCAUACUGACAUUGGCUGACACUCGUUUGUUGCAUACUGACAUUGGCUGACACUCGUUUGUUGCAGACUGACAUUGGCUGACACUCGUUUGUUGCAUAUUGACAUUGGCUGACACUCGUUUGUUGCAUAUUGACAUUGGCUGACACUCGUUUGUUGCAUACUGACAUUGGCUGACACUCGUUUGUUGCAUACUACUGACAUUGGCUGACACUCGUUUGUUGCAUAUUGACAUUGGCUGACACUCGUUUGUUGCAUAUUGACAUUGGCUGACACUCGUUUGUUGCAUACUGACAUUGGCUGACACUCGUUUGUUGCAUACUGACAUUGGCUGACACUCUUUUGUUGCAUAUUGACAUUGGCUGACACUCGUUUGUUGCAAACUGACAUUGGCUGACACUUGUUUGUUGCAUACUGACAUUGGCUGACACUCGUUUGUUGCAUACUGACAUUGGCUGACACUCGUUUGUUGCAUACUGACAUUGGCUGACACUCGUUUGUUGCAUACUGACAUUGGUUGACACUCGUUUGUUGCAUAUUGACAUUGGCUGACACUCGUUUGUUGCAUACUGACAUUGGCUGACACUCGUUUGUUGCAUAUUGACAUUGGCUGACACUCGUUUGUUGCAUACUGACAUUGGCUGACACUCGUUUGUUGCAUACUGACAUUGGCUGACACUCGUUUGUUGCAUACUGACAUUGGCUGACACUCGUUUGUUGCAUACUGACAUUGGCUGACACUCGUUUGUUGCAAACUGACAUUGGCUGACACUCGUUUGUUGCAAACUGACAUUGGCUGACACUCGUUUGUUGCAUACUGACAUUGGCUGACACUCGUUUGUUGCAUACUGACAUUGGCUGACACUCGUUUGUUGCAUACUGGGUAGAACUCCUACAUUCUCACUCAGGGUCAUAUAAAGCAACAUCUUUUUAACCAUGGAAAUAUGUUUGUGAAACGUGUUUAGACUGAUUCAAACCGGAUAAUUUUUACCUUUAUUUUAAGUUGCCUUUAUUUACUUUUAUGUUCUAUCUUGCACUAUGUGUUAGCGAGCAGACGAUGCAACAUCACCUUUAAACUAUUUUUUUUUCUUCAAUAGAAACGUUCAGCCGCCAUUUCCAAGCAGAGUCAUGAACUCAAGCAGCAAUAACAUCAACAUGGCGUACAGCACAGAUGAGGAGGAAGAUUCGAGACAAAGCAAUGAACACCACCACGUGACCAACGAAUCCUCCAAUCACAGCAUCACUCAAGAUGGCCGCCGAUUGGAUAUAGGACCAUCCAUAGAAGAUCUGAAACUUCUAAAAAUAUCGAGCGUCAUAAAUUGUAACAGAAAUCAAAGCAUGGGGGGAAAUCUGAGUGGGGAGAAGGAGCGGUCGAAGAGAGGCGGUCGCCACGGUCGGAGGACGAUGGAGAGCUCUCAAAGAAAGAGAAGGAGAAGCGCCG
This is a messenger RNA of Lymnaea stagnalis (great pond snail), 3330 nucleotides long. The record is from the annotation of a GenBank genome assembly. NCBI's taxonomy places the organism in Eukaryota, Metazoa, Mollusca, Gastropoda, Lymnaeidae.